Messenger RNA from Salvia splendens (bonfire salvia), 308 nucleotides. Its product is annotated as transcription factor PRE3. NCBI's taxonomy places the organism in Eukaryota, Viridiplantae, Streptophyta, Magnoliopsida, Lamiales, Lamiaceae. The record is from RefSeq and is a predicted model, not a curated record. The coding region runs from base 1 to 276 and encodes 91 amino acids. Gene Ontology annotation, molecular function: protein dimerization activity. The transcript has 2 exons. Gene Ontology annotation, biological process: regulation of growth; regulation of DNA-templated transcription.
AUGUCGAGCCAAACAUCAAGAUCAAGGCACUCUGGAUCUUCAAGGAUCACAGAAGAUCAAAUCAACAAUCUCAUCUCCAGGCUUCAACAACUUCUUCCCGAGAUGCACAAUAGGCGCUCUGACAAGAAGUCGGCAACCAAAGUGUUUCAGGAGACAUGCAACUAUAUUAGAAGCAUGCACAGAGAAGUUGAUGAGUUGAGUGAGAGGCUGUCUGAAUUGCUUGAAAACGCAGACACAACUCAAGCUGAUCUUAUUAGAAGCUUACUAAUGCACUAGCUAGUUUGAAUAUAUUUUUCCGACUUUGAAUU